AAUUACCGACUCGACCAAAGUACGCGAAUCACGAAGUCUUUCCUUCUCAGCAAAUGGGCGAGGAAGGAGGCCAGCGGUGACGCGUGCCUCAUCUGCUGCAUUCUGGUCUUGAUGCUCCUUCUGCUGGCAAUGCUGUACGCCUACGCAUCAAACCAGAAAUGGUUCUUCAGCGCAAUAGGCAUGUUUAAGCCGAAGACGACGUCGUUGAUGCCACUCCGCCGUAGGUUCGUCGAAAGCACCAUUCCCUUCACGGACACUGCCGAGGCCACUGGUGAAUCUCUCACCGUCGAAGGCUCUACAGAGACUGUGUCAACUACCUCAACUGAAAUGAGCGUCGACUCUAGUUAUCAUACCUCGGUGAACGAUGUCGCCGCUCAAGACUUUCUGCUGAGGUUACGCGCAGCGAAAACAGAAGAAUCUGGGAGCUUUAAAAAAGCAUCGACACCACAGAGAACUAGUCGCACUCGGGCUAAUAAGAUCCACAGAGAGCAUGCCAAAGGUGUUUCAACCCUACAGGAAGGUCUGGCUACCGCAGCACCUCACCAUGACAACAGCGAAAUGACAUCGACACUGACAGCGUACCGCAAUCUACGCACCUCAAGUCCGGCCGCUUCGUCCGCAAGCAAAACCAGAACGAGUGUGACCAGCAUGCUCGCCGGAAACUCUUCGGACCCUUCAGACAACACGACCAGCGCGCCCAGGCAGCCGCACUUCGCCUAUUGAACAACUUUUUUUUGUUGUGACGUCGAUUGAUCAACUUCCGACACCUCUGAACGAAGACCGACCAGUUUUUCUACGGGACCUCCAGGAAUCGAGCGCGCAAACGCACACACGAAAGUGUGGUCGUCGCUACGUUGCUCGUGCAUGGUUAUUCUUUCUUGAAGCCUUCCCAUACACUCAAGACUCUGAACGUCGCUAAGGCGAAGACGGUCACAGCAGCCUUACCUAACGUAACGCGCGGACGUAAUGCAUAAAUAGGAGCAGUCAUCGAGGUGUACCGUUUCAUCCAUUCAGCACGGUUAUCGACAGCGCUCCAGCUCGCAGCAAGCCCGUCAAAGCGCAGGCGUUUGUUGCAUCAGUACUUCGUGAACACUUCCGUGAUUCGAUUGUUGUUUGCAUGUUUCUUGCCGGCAUAUGAUGGAGCUAAUCAUGUCCAACGACAUAGGCGAGUGAUUUCAGUGCUCAAAUACCUAUAGUGUAAUGGCUUACGGUGACCCGUUACUCAGUGUGAGUUGGCCCGUUUGAUUGAAAAAAAAAAAGAAAAAAAUAACUAGAUCUACGUAUUUAAGUGUCGGAACGUAUUCAUUCCUUGAAACAAAACAAUUUUUAAGCACUCUUUUCACAAGUGCGAAAAACAAGGUGAAGCGUUUUCUUACUUACAACCUUGCUAGGUAGGGUUCACUAGACCUAUUUAACCAAUAAAAGAAGGAGACCGCUAUGCGACAAGAACAGUUACACAAACUGUAGACUGCGGUGUCAGAGCAAAAGUCAGCCAAUGAUUAACGUAGUACUGAAUAUUUCCUUGCAAUCAUGCAUGGGUUACGUAUUGCAACUGGCAAAAAAAGAAAAGUUGCAGCUAUACGAAGUAAGGAUGGUAGUUUUUUCGGCCGUAUAAACUUGUUGCUAACUAACCAAAAUAAGCUAGUUGUCACACACGCACAAGCAAACAUGAACACAUCUUGCUCGAUGACCACGCACACUCGCUGUCCAAACGCUGGAGAGAGACAGCGCGGCAGAAGCAGCGAGCGAAUUGACCUUCGUGCUGCCUCUCGCUUCAACGCGAACUCAGCGGCGACAACAGAGCGCACACGAAGU
Molecule: messenger RNA, 1815 nt
Organism: Dermacentor andersoni
Lineage: Eukaryota; Metazoa; Arthropoda; Arachnida; Ixodida; Ixodidae
Source: RefSeq, a predicted model, not a curated record